UACAGCUUCAGACUAUCGACAACCAUCCACCACACCAAUUCCAACAUAAAAUUCCAAUUGAAUCGUCCGAUAUCAUUUGCCCUCAUGUAAUAGCUCAUUUUGAUUCAAAAAAAAAAAAAAAAAAAAUCCCACUCCUCCACCAUCUCCAUCCUGUCUCAAAGACGCGUCCCUCCUUUCGUUCGGUUUUUCACCCCAAUCCAAAGUUAAUAUUUUAAUUAAUAAUUUCCCGCUGCUAUUCUCAAACUCUACAGUCUACUGUAAAACUUCCAUAGCCCAUAGAUUACAUUUUUCACACAAAAAUCAAAACUUAACAAAAUCCAAGCCUUACUGUAAAAACCAGAGAAAAUAAGAAUCGUGGUGAACAUUGGCAGAGAUGAGAUUGGAGAUGAAUUAGAAUGUGGCAGUGAAGUGGUUGAAAUGGUAGAAUGUGGCGGUGAAGUGGUUGAAAUAGUAGAAGGUGGCAGGGAAGUGGUUCAAAUGGCUCAUUCUGGCUGUUACAGAUAUAAACAUCCCGAGAAAGAUUUGAUUGAUUUGGUGUUCUCUUGGACUCUCGAGGAUAUAUCCAAUGAAGAGUUAUAUAAACAGCAGGUGGAAAAGAUCCCUGAAUGUUUCCAGUCAGCGGAGGAUUACCUUGGUUCUUGCACUUUACCAUUAAUUGAGGAAACUCGUUCUGAGUUGUUUUCCAGUAUGGAGGUGUUACAUGAUGCACCAUUCGCUGAAGUAAUCUCAGUAAAGGAAUCUGGGUCACAUGGUUCAGUUCUGUAUGAGCUUAAAUUUGAUUCUUGGAGGAACAUAAAUAGUGAUAGUGGCAAAGAGGCAUACUCUCCCAAAUGCGGUGACCUUUUUGUUUUGUCUGAUGUGAUACCUGAAAUUUCCUCGGAUUUGGAACAGUGUGUACGGACAUGUACUUUUGCUUUGGCCAUGAAAGAUGCGAAGGAGUCCAAUGCUACAGAAGAUGAUAAAUUAUCAAGUUAUGUAAAGUUCCGGACUUCAAAGUUGGUUGAGGCUAAAGAUGGUAUGCGGAACUCUGUUUUUUUGCUGUGUUUCUGGUUAAUAUGACUACAAAAAUUAGAAUUUGGAAAGCGCUACACAUGUCUGGGAACUUACAGAUCAUUAAGGAAAUUUUGUGCCCCAAUUCCAUGGUCGAAGAAAUCUGUAAUAUUUGUUCUUCACAAGAUGAUAGCACUUGGGAUGAACAACUUGGCCGCAGAUUAUCAUUAGUCCUUGAUGAGUCCCAAGCAAUUGCAGUGCGUAGUUCUGUAUCGGCAGCACAGUGCAAUCACAAGUCUUCUAUUAAACUUAUUUGGGGUCCACCCGGGACUGGUAAAACUAAAACUCUGAGUAUCUUGUUGUACACCCUCUUAAGUAAGAGCUGUAGAACACUUGCAUGAGCUCCAACAAAUGUUGCAGUUAAGGAAGUGGCAUUGCGCGUCCUAAAGCUUGUUGAAAAUCCUCCCCACAUGGAUCCAGGACAGGAUGGGUUGUUAUGCUCACUGGGAGAUUCGCUCUUAUUUGGGAGUAGGAAUCGCUUGGAAAUUUUUGAUGAUCUUGAGGAGAUUUUUUUAGAUUAUCAUGUGGACAGGCUUGUGGAAUGUUUUGCGCCACCCAACAGUUGGAAGAUAUGCUUUACAUCCAUGAUAAAAUUUCUUGAAGACUGUGUUGCUGAAUAUCGUUUGUUGGAGAAUGGAUCAGUUGGCGAGGACAAAACUGGUGUCAACAAUGAUUCCGCCCCUGUGAUUCCAAGUUCAUUUCUUGGGUUCAUUAAAGAUGGAUACACAGCCGUGGUUUCUCCUUUGAAAAGAUGUGUAAGUGAUUUAUGCACCCAUCUUCCAAAAAGACUUCUAUUGCAGCAUAAUUUUGAAAGCAUGGUAUGUCUUCUUAAUUUGCUUGAUUCUUUUGGAGUUCUUCUGUCUCAAGAUAAUGCUAAUGACAAAGAAAUAGAGACGCUCUUUGCACAGGGGGAAGUUGUUGAUUUUUACCUUAAGCAUGAGAAAGAAGCAUAUAUGUCUUGUACUUCUGUUCAGCUGUACAAAGAUGAGGAAUGAGUGCAUUGAUGCUCUAAGAUCUCUUUGUCAGUCCCUUGCUCAUGUCCUUCCAGAGAGUAUGGACAGAAGUAUGGUAUGGCAGUUUUGCUUUCAAUCUGCCUCACUCAUCUUCUGCACAUCGUCUAGCUCGUAUACUUUGCAUAGAGUAGAAAUGGAUCCGCUGAACUUGUUGGUUAUUGAUGAAGCUGCUCAGUUAAGAGAGUGUGAAUCAGCAAUACCCAUGCAACUUAAAGGCAUACAGCAUGGUAUUCUAAUUGGUGAUGAGUGUCAGCUACCAGCAAUGGUUACUAGCAAGGUUUCUGAUGACGCUGGAUUUGGAAGAAGUCUAUUUGAAAGGUUGAGUUCGUUGGGACAUUCAAAGCGCCUUCUCAACAUUCAGUACAGAAUGCAUCCUAAAAUAAGUGCUUUUCCAAAUGGCAACUUUUAUAGAAACCAGAUUUUAAAUGCUCCCAAUGUUCUCUGUAAAAGUUAUGAAAGAUCCUAUCUUCAAGGACCUAUGUUUGGUCCAUACUCAUUUAUAAGCACUUCUGAUGGAAGAGAUGAACAAGAUAAUGUUGCACAUAGCAGGAAAAAUAUGGUGGAAGUAGCAAUUACUCUGAAGAUUGUACGGAAGCUUUUUAGAGCAUGGGAUGGCGCAAGAGAGAAGCUAACAAUUGGAAUAAUAUCCCCAUAUGCUGCUCAAGUAGCUGCAAUUCAAGAGAAACUUGGACACAAAUAUGAGAAGUUCGAAUAUUUCGCUGUGAGGGUGAAGUCUAUUGAUGGCUUCCAGGGCGGUGAAGAGGAUAUCAUAAUAAUCUCUACUGUCAGAUCUAACAGUGAAGGAUCUAUUGGAUUCCUAUCUAAUCUUCAACGAACUAAUGUUGCUUUGACUAGGGCACGGCGCUGUCUUUGGAUUUUGGGUGAUGGAAAAACUCUGCUUAGAAGUGGAUCUUGCUGGAGGGCAUUAGUUUCUGAUGCUAAAAAUCGGCAUUGUUUAUUUGAUGCUGGUGAAGAUAAAGAUCUAGCUAAUGCAGCAUUGAAAGCCAAGAAAGAACUUGAUCAACUGGAUGACUUAUUGAAAGGAGAUAGCAUACUCUUCAAAACUGCAAAGUGGAAGGUUUUGUUUAGUGAUAACUUUAGAAAGUCAUUUAUGAGAUUGAAAUCGUUUCAGACCCAAAAGUCGGUUAUCAAUUUGUUGCUUAAACUUUCCAAUGGCUGGAGCCCGAAGAAAGUGGACUCUGUUUGUGGAAACUCCUUGCAGCUCGUGAAACAGUUCAAGGUUGGACGACUUUAUGUUAUUUCUGCUGUCAAUAUUGCGAAGUAUUCAAGCUAUGUCCAAGUAUUGAAGAUAUGGGAUAUCUUACCUCUGGAGGAGAUGCCAAAACUUGUUAAGCGUCUUGAUAGCAUCUUUAGUAUGUACACAGACAAUUUCAUCAACCGCUGUAAAGAAAAAAAGGCUGAUGGGGAUAUGGACGUGCCAGUGAUCUGGGAACCAUGUAAUGAAGUUGUUCGAUAUAAUACAAGAACUGAGUCGUCUAGUGGGUUGAGUGUUGCAGAAUUUGAUGGAAGAAGCUAUCUUGAAAACUCAAAAGUGAACGAGAGCCUACUAUUGAUGAAAUUCUACUCUUUAUCAUCUGGUGUCGUGAGCCAUUUGUUAUCUGGAAGUGAUGGCAGAGAACUUGAUCUUCCUUUUGAAAUGACUGAUCAAGAAUUGGAAAUAACUCUUUUUCCAAGAAGUAGUUUUAUUCUUGGAAGAUCUAGAACUGGGAAAACAACUAUCUUAACCAUGAAAUUGUUUCAGAAGGAGCAGCAACACUAUUUCUCUUUGGAAGGGUUGUCUGAGGGUACAUGUUCUACGUCUGCUUCCCCAAAGAAUUGGAUGAGAGAGGGUCUUGGAGCGACAAACGGAACCAACCUACGACAAAUGUUUGUAACUGUCAGCCCUCAACUAUGUUCUGCUAUCAAGAAUCAAAUUUCAAAUUUGAAAAGUUUUAUCAGCGGCGGGAAAUUGUCAGCAGAAAAUAAGUUUACUGAUAUGCAUGACAUUGAUGAUACCAUUGCGUUCAGUAGCAUCCCCGAUUCUUUCAUUGACCUACCACUUGAUUGCUACCCACUUGUCAUAACGUUUCAGAAGUUCUUACUGAUGCUUGACGGAAGUAUGGAGGAUUCAUAUUUUGACAGAUUCAAUGAUGUAAGGGAGUUUUGUGCGGGAAAUACUGGAACAAGUAGGACUUUUGCCUUAAAUGCUUUUAUUAGAUCAAAGGAGGUUAAUUACGACCGGUUUAAUUCAUUUUACUGGCCGCAUUUCAACUGUCACUUGACCAGAAAACUUGACUCUUCAACUGUUUUUGUUGAGAUAAUGUCUCACAUAAAAGGUGGGCUGAUUGCUGGUAGAGUUCCUAAUGGCAAACUCAGCCGGGGGAAUUAUUUGUUGCUAUCUGAGGGACGGGUUUCCACUUUAAGCAAGGAUUUAAGAGAGCUGAUUUAUGAUAUUUUUCUUGAUUAUGAGAAGAAGAAGCUGCUGAAUGGUGAGUUUGAUUUUGCUGAUUUAGUCACGGACCUUCAUCAACGACUGCGAAAAGGGAUCUAUCGGGGUGAUCAAAUGGAUUUCGUAUAUGUUGAUGAGGUCCAAGAUCUAACCAUGAGACAGGCUGCUCUUUUCAAGUAUAUGUGCCAAAAUUUUGAGGCAGGAUUUGCUUUCUCGGGUGAUACAGCUCAAACUAUUGCAAGGGGUAUUGAUUUCCGGUUCCAAGACAUAAGAUCUUUGUUUUAUAAUGAAUUCAUCUCAGAACCAAGAAGUGAUUUCAAAGGGAAAGCACAGGAAAAGGUGCAUUAUUCAGUUUCUGAUUAUUUUCAAUUGAGUCAGAAUUUCCGUACACACGCAGGUAUUCUCAAGCUGUCUCAGAGCAUAAUUGAGCUUCUUUACCACUUCUUUCCCCUCUCUAUUGACUCUUUAAGGCCCGAGAAUAGCCAUAUCUAUGGUGAAGCACCGGUUAUACUUGAAUCUGUAAAUGAUGAAAAUGCAAUUGUAACUAUUUUUGGAAAUAGUGGGAGUACUGGUAGUAGUUUCAUUGGGUUUGGAGCAGAGCAGGUUAUUUUAGUACGCAAUGAUUCUGUGAAAAAAGAAGUCUCCGACCAAAUUGGAAAUCAAGCCCUUGUGUUGACAUUAGUCGAGUGCAAAGGCCUCGAGUUUCAGGAUGUUCUGUUGUACAACUUUUUUGGAACAUCUCCUUUAAAGAAUCAGUGGCGAGUUAUUUACGGACACAUGGAGGAACUAGGUGUGCUUCACUGCACCGAACAAAAAUCAUUUCCAAGUUUCUGCUCGGCCAAGCACAAAAUUCUUUGCUCUGAAUUGAAGCAACUAUAUGUGGCUCUUACUCGUGCUAGGCAGAGACUGUGGAUCUAUGAGAAUGCAGACAAAUUCUCGAUGCCUAUAUUUGAUUACUGGAAGAAGUUGGGAGUCGUACAGGUUCAACAUCUGGAUGAAUCUCUUGCACAGACAAUGCGAGUUGGAAGCAGCAAGGAAGAGUGGUGUUCUCGCGGUAUCAAGCUAUUUAAUGAGGGUAAUUUUGAGAUGGCGACGAUGUGUUUCGAAAGAGCUGGAGAUCCAUACAAAGAGAAGUGGGCAAAAGCUGCUGGACUUAGAGCUGCUGCUAACCGAAUGGGUGAUUCAAGUUCUGAACUGGCUCGCGUUCCUCUGACAGAGGCUGCUGAGAUCUUUGAAACAAUUGGAAAAUUCGAGAUUGCUGCAAAAUGCUUUAUUCAGUUGAAGGACUUCAAAAGGGCAGGUUUGCUUUAUCUGAAGAAUUUGGAGGAACCAAGGCUAGAGGAUGCAGCUGAUUGUUUUUCUCUUGCUGGAUGCUGGUCUAUUGCGGCCGAAGUGUAUUGUAGGGCUAAUUGCUUGUUGAAAUGCCUGACUGUUUGCACCAAGGGAAAUCUUUUGGAACCGGGGCUUCUGUUCAUAGAGAAAUGGAAAGCAGAUGGAAUCUCUGAUGCUGAUGCAACCAAAAGUCAAGGGCUGAAAGAAUUGAAACACGAGUUUCUAGAAAAGUGUGCAUUUCUCUAUCAUCAAGCGAAAGAUACAAAUAGUAUGAUGAAGUUUGUUCGGGCCUUCAACUCAUUGAACUUGAUGCGGACUUUCUUGGUAACUCAUAGUUAUCUCGAUGAGCUCGGGGUUUUAGAGACCGAGUUUGGAAACUGUAUGGAGGAUGUCAAUUCUGCCAAGCUGAGAGGAGAUCUUCUUCUUGGGGCAGAAAUACUGGAAAAGGGUGGGCGCUAUGAAGAAGCAUCGAGGAUCAUUCUUCUGUAUGUUCUUGUCAAUUCUCUUUGGAUAACAGGAAGCAAAGGUUGGCCCUUAAAGAAAUUCUCAAACAAAGAGGAACUUUUGGCAAAAUCAAAAUCGAUCGCAAAGACUAGCAAUGAUAACUUUUAUGAGUUAAUCUGCUUGGUGGCUAGCUCAUUAUCAGAGAAAGAUAGCAGCUUAGCAGAGAUGGGAGAUUGUUUGGCUACUUCCCAGAGGCUCGGUCAUUUGGAGCAGAAAUUAUGUACCUUCGGAAGAUUCUCGAUUACCAUCUUAAGGUAAGGUUUGCUAACUACGAACGUGAUGAAAUGGUUGUGUUGAACUCUGUGGAGCAUGCAGCAUUUAUGACUUCGCGUAAGAGGGUCUCAACUCAGACUUUAAUGUACUUCUGGAAUAUAUGGAGGGAGAAGAUAUUAAGCAUAUUGGCGUACCUUGGUUCUAUUGGAACAAUACAAGAAAAAGACUACAAGGGCUGUGAGGAGUUUUGUUUGAGUUACUUGGGGGUCUGCAAAACGGUACAAAAUAGCAGUUCCAUCUGUUGUACGAAAUGGGGAAUUGGUUACAAUGGAUGCUAACCAGUUUGUAUCUGCUGCUCAGAGUUACUGGGUUUCUCAAGUCACCUGUCUUGGUAUGAAUGUGUUAGAGAAGCUCAACACCCUUUAUCGGUUUUACGUUGGAAAGUCUCCCUCAUUGUUUAAUCAGGGAGUGACUUCUCUUCACAUAUUUGGAGUCACAAAAGGGCUCAUGGGAUCCAAGGUAUUGGACUGGGAGGCUCCUAAGGCACUACUAGAGAACUCGGCGUCUUGUAGACAGCGGUUUUUCGAAAUUGUAUGUCCCGUGGACUCCAAAAGGAUUUUUUUAGAAGAUAUGAUUAAGCCAAGAAAAACAGAACUUUGUAGGGAAAUUACCGAAGAACUAAUUAUGGAAAUAGUCAGAUCGGAAAGAAAUUUAUCUCUUGGGCAAAUUCGGAAAGUGGUGAUGCUGAUAUUUGUUUAUGGGAGUCUACCUGUUGAACUGUAUCAGGUGAUUGUAAACAGUUUUGAGCUGAACACACAUUGGAAAUCCUUGUUUAGGCAGUUUAAAGACUGCAUUGAUUCAGGGAUUGUGAGGUUACCAUUUUUCUUGCAGAUUAGAAGGUCUUUGAGGAUAACCAAUUGGAGCGAAAUGUCAAGUUCCAUUUCACCAUUCCAUUUUUUGUAUCUUCUGGAACGCUUACUUUAUUUGGUAAGUUCUUGGAAACGUUUCUUUUUCACAACAAAGUCUGCUCUCCUGGAGACACUUACAUGUGAAAACUGGAAACUGAAAAUAUCCGAGUCGGAUACAGAAAUCAGCUUAAAGGCAGAACUGCACCUUUUGGAAGGUUCUGUGCUGGCCUUGUGUCAACGUAUACUUUUGGAGAAGAAAGGCACACUGGAAUGGGUUGAGAAAACUAAUACUGCAGCCAAGAAAGACUAUCCUUCUCUUGUUUUAAGGUUAUUUAUCCUUGUUUGUCUAGUCUGUAUUAAUGCUGGAGAUCAUUUUGGAGAACUCGUUGGUCUACUCAUUGAUGAUAACAUAUCUUCUUUGCUCCCACUGGAAUUUGGUAAGAUCCUUGACUUUGCAAAGCCUUCGAAAGAUCCGUAUGAGAAAAUAUCCAGGGAGGUUGAUUAUGGUAAAAUAUCUCAAGUAUUCGCAAAGGUUCUUAAGAUUAUUAAGAAUCCUCUGGUGAUUUUGUAUUUUGGUAAAAAUCGUCCUACCUUUUCCUGUCCUGAUGCCAUAUUCAUAGACAUGAAGUUGAUUCUAUGUAGAGAAGAUAUAUUGGAUAUACUCAACAUCAAGAGACGCAAUGUGUACAACAAGGUGCUGUAAUUGAAUCGAGACUGAAGGCAUAAGUGACAAAAAUGUUCCUUCGUGCAAUAUUGGAAGCAUUGUUCACUGUUCUCAACCUCCCAGUUCAUUCAGUGAACAUGAGCAGUUCAUGGAGAAUGAGCAUGAACAUGUCAGUGAUUUGCAAGGGAGUUGCAGGACCGUUUGGCAUGGAGUUGACGAUUUUUCAAGUCUAAUAUAGAGUUACUUAUUCGUGUUCUUGGUGCUGGAAUUGCCAAAUUGAAGCUGAAAGCAUCUUUAAGCAGUGAAGAUAGUAGGUUCGUCGCUCAAGCAGAACUUAUGCUUGGUGAAUUAAAGCAACGCUCAACUGCUUUAUGGGUUUCUUGUGCCAGCGAGGAGGAAAUGCAGCGCAUCAUGUCAAGUUUUGGCAUACUUCAGAACCAGACAGUAGCCAUGGAGACAAAAUUAAGACAACUGUUGGAUCCUUUAUUUUCCUCAACGCUUAGGUUUCCAGUUACUGUCAUGGAAUCUUCUCAGGCCAGUGUUUCAUCUGAGAGUAGCAAGAAGAAGGAAAAAUCAAGAUUGGAGAAGGUUAAGCAUAAGAAAGGCAGAAGGAAGUAAUAUACUGUAUUAUUUAGUAUUUUGUUACAUUCUGUUCAUCAAUACUUUCUUACUUCUGUAUGCACACUCGGAGGAAUCUGGCAUAUCUGCUGUUAAGUAGUUAAACAGAAAGAAGGUGCUUGGCUCACUACAGGACAGGUUGUAGGUGCACUGGGUUUGAAGCCAAUGCAGCUGCUGUCUGAUUUGUACAUUUUGUAAUAUAAGAAAAAAAAAACUACACUCUAUCCCA
Papaver somniferum (opium poppy) is the source of this 8980-nucleotide messenger RNA. RefSeq lists its product as uncharacterized. Bases 1987 to 6606 code for a protein of 1539 amino acids. Gene Ontology annotation, molecular function: ATP binding; hydrolase activity; helicase activity. Lineage: Eukaryota; Viridiplantae; Streptophyta; Magnoliopsida; Ranunculales; Papaveraceae. The transcript has 15 exons. The record is from RefSeq and is a predicted model, not a curated record.